This is a messenger RNA of Lepisosteus oculatus (spotted gar), 402 nucleotides long. Lineage: Eukaryota; Metazoa; Chordata; Actinopteri; Semionotiformes; Lepisosteidae. The record is from RefSeq and is a predicted model, not a curated record.
AUGAGUUCUGCGUCGGGGCUGGUUUCCGUGGACUAUGAGGUGUUCGGUGAUGUGCAAGGCCACAAGUCUGCAGCGCUGACCUGCCCCCUGGAGGUGGUGUUCCAGCUCUUGGGUUCCCUGAACGUUUGGGUCCGGCAGAGAAGAUGUGGCGGGCCGGCCCAGACGAAGGCGGCCACGGCGACCGAAGAGAUCAAGUCCCCCUUCCUGGAGUUUGGGGGAGGGGGUGGGCGUGACAGGAAGCGGCGUUUUGAGACGGAUUCGCGGGAGACGUUCCUCCGAGGCCCCCGGAAGGACUGGCUGAGAAGGAUAGGAAGCCCGAUGUCCCGCAUCGACAAGGCCACCUUCAGCAACGAGCGGGAGAUCCCGGCUCUCGAGUUCAAAUCCUUCACCACCAAGUACUGA